AAAAACGUAUACACAAAAACCAUGAUGAGAUUUUCAGCUUAUUGCGAUAAAGUAUGCUUUCUAGCUUGCCUUAUCUUGUCUCUUCAGCUAAAUUCAUCACAAAAAACUGUUUUUGCUUCUGCCAAUUCCACUGAAGCAGAAGCACUUCUCAAAUGGAAAGCUAGCUUUCAAAACCAAACCGAAAACAACCUGACCUCAUGGAUGAAUGCAAAUGAAGCUCCAUGCAAUACUUGGAUUGGUGUUUCAUGCAACUCAGCUGGAAGUGUCAACAGAUUAAACCUCACCAAUUCUGGUAUACAAGGUACUCUACUUGAAUUUCCAUUCAUGUCAUUGCCUAAUCUCGCAUAUGUUGAUCUAAGCUACAACGAACUUUUUGAUCAAAUCCCACCUGAGAUCAGUUCCCUCACCAAACUCAUCUACUUUGAUGUCUCUUAUAAUCAAAUGUCUGGAAAAAUCCCACCCGAAAUCAGUCUUCUAACAAAUCUUCAAGUCCUUCACCUAAAUGCAAAUAAGUUCAAUGGCUCAAUUCCUCAAGAAAUAGGCCAACUUAAAUUUGUCUAUGAGCUAGCUCUAAACUAUAAUAAUUUAGAGGGUUCAAUUCCAGCUUCUAUGGGUAAUCUGAGCCAAUUGAGCUCUUUGACACUCUCCGGAAACCAACUUUCGGGUUCUAUUCCUCCUGCAAUAGGAAACCUUUCAAACUUGGUUGAACUUUACCUGUUUGACAACUAUUUAUCAAGCCCAAUCCCUCAGAGUUUCGGAAACUUGAAAAAUCUAACCAUGGUGUUCUUGUACAACAAUACCCUUUCUGGUUCGAUCCCAACUUCUUUGGGCAAUUUGACAAACCUUGUUUAUCUCUCUCUCUACGACAAUAAACUUUCCGGUACUAUUCCUGAAGAGAUUGGAAACUUGAAAUUUGUUGUGACUCUAGACCUGGCCCGCAAUCAGCUCAAUGGAACCAUUCCCUCUUCAUUCGGCAACUUGAGCAGCCUAGAAAACCUAUACCUCCGCGGCAACCAGCUAUCUGGAUCAAUCCCCCAAGAGAUGGAGAAUCUAAUGAAGUUGACGCUACUUGACUUGGGUACUAACCGAUUUUCUGGUUAUUUGCCUCGAGAUAUUUGUAGAGGUGGACUGCUACAAAAGUUUACUGCAGAGAAGAACGAGUUUACAGGUCCAAUCCCGAAAAGCUUGAAAGAUUGCAAGAGCUUAGUCAGAGUCCGUCUUGAAGGGAACCAAUUUACAAGCAAUAAUAUAUCUGAAGACUUUGGCGUCUAUCCGAAUCUUCAGUUUGUAGACCUAAGCCACAACAACUUACAUGGCGAAAUCUCACACAUAUGGGGACAGUGUCCAAACUUAACAACCCUACGGAUUGCGGGGAACAAGCUUACUGGUAGCAUACCAUCUGAGAUUGUCAAUGCAAAUAAAAUUCAAGAACUCGAUUUUUCUGCGAAUCAUCUGGUUGGGGUGGUUCCCAAGGAUUUGGGGAGAUUGACUUCUAUGCUGAACCUGAAGUUGAAUGGCAAUCAGCUUUCGGGUUCUAUACCCUCAGAAUUCGGAGCAUUCACUGAACUCGAACAUCUUGACGUGUCCACCAACAAGUUGAAUGGGUCAAUUCCAAGCAUUGUUGGCGAAUUGGUCCGUUUAAACUACUUGAAUUUGAGCAACAACAAUUUCAGUCAAGAAAUUCCAUUUCAGUUGGGGAAGUUAUUUCACCUGUCACAGUUAGAUUUAAGUCGUAACUUACUUGGCGGCAAGAUACCAUCAGAAAUUAGCAAUAUGCAGAGCUUGGAGUGGCUGAAUCUUUCCCACAAUAAUCUUUCCGGUCUCAUUCCAGCAACGUUUGAUGGAAUGCGUGGCUUGUUGUACAUAGACGUAUCCUACAAUCGCUUGCAGGGCCCCAUCCCCAACAACAAAGCAUUUCAAGAUGGUCACAGCUUUGAAGGGAACGAAGGAUUGUGUGGAAAUGUUGUAGGUCUACAAUCCUGCAAUAAGCACGUCUCAAAAAGAAAAAACAACAGAAAACUCGUGUUUGCAAUCGUUUUCCCUAUCUUGGGAGUAGUUUUACUUGCUUUCCUUGCAAUUUUCUUCAUCGGAACAAGAAGAAAGAAAGAGCCAGAAACAGAAAAGAGUGAUAUCCAUGAUGAAGUUUUUUCAAUCUCUCAUUUUGAUGGAAAAAAAUUGUAUUGGGAGAUCAUAUGUGCAACCAAUGCUUUUGACUCCAAAUUUUGCAUUGGGAAGGGAGGAUCCGGAAGUGUCUACAUGGCAAAGCUACCAUCAGGCAGCAUAGUUGCAGUGAAGAAACUCCAUCAAAAACUUGACAGCGUGGAGACAUCACAGAAGGAGUUCCACAAUGAAAUAAGCGCACUAAUCAAUACACGACAUCGAAACAUUGUGAAACUUUGUGGUUUUUGUUCAAAUUCACAGCACUCCUUUCUGGUCUAUGAAUAUCUAGAAAAGGGUAGUCUGGCUUCAAUCUUGAGCAAAGAAGACGAAGCAAAAGAAUUGGAUUGGAGUAGGAGGGUGAGAAUUGUACAAGGCGUAGCUCAUGCACUGUCUUACAUGCAUCAUGAUUGCGUGCCGCCAAUUGUACACCGAGACAUAUCAAGCAGCAACAUUUUACUCGAUUACGACUAUGAGCCUUGUGUUUCAGACUUCGGCACUGCUAAGCUUUUGAAUCCAGACUCAUCGCAUUGGAGCUCCCUUGCAGGCACACUCGGAUAUGUGGCACCAGAGUUGGCCUACACAAUGAAGGUAACCGAGAAAUGUGACGUUUAUAGCUUCGGAGUGCUAGCACUGGAAGUGAUCACGGGAAAGCGACUAGGUGAUUUAAUCUCAUCCUUUUCGUCUCCAUCCGCGUGUGAAAACAAAUUGCUGAAGGAUGUAUUAGACCAACGGCUUCCACCUCCUACACCUGAAGUUGCAAAUGAACUGACAACCAUUGCAAGGGUAGCAAUCGCAUGCAGGCAUUCGCAACCGCAAUCAAGGCCAACAAUGCACAUGGUUUCUCAGUCAUUAUCAUUUCAAACUGCAGCUUCCAAUGGAGGACCAAUCAUCACACUUGAAGAACUCAUUAAGAUUUAAAUUGCAUUUGAUAUCAUUUGAGUUGGCACGACUAUCAGGUCGUCUUGUUUAAUUAUAUCAUAUACGUACUUUGUUAUAUUUGCAAGUAAAUUAAGAAUAAGAGAGGAGUGCUAGCUGUACUCUGCUCAGCAGGGAGUCCCACAAUAUAUUACCACUUAAAUGGGUUAGACCAAAAUGUCCUAUUUAAUAUUUACUAGAAAGUGGUACACACGCUACUGCAGAAUUAAAAUUUGUACGAAAGAUUAUCUUGGAAAGUAUAACAAAACUGUGUCAUUUAAUACUAUUU
Messenger RNA from Malus domestica (apple), 3364 nucleotides. RefSeq names its product MDIS1-interacting receptor like kinase 2-like. Gene Ontology annotation, molecular function: ATP binding; protein kinase activity; protein binding. The record is from RefSeq and is a predicted model, not a curated record. Gene Ontology annotation, biological process: protein phosphorylation. NCBI's taxonomy places the organism in Eukaryota, Viridiplantae, Streptophyta, Magnoliopsida, Rosales, Rosaceae.